Molecule: messenger RNA, 759 nt
Organism: Musca vetustissima
Lineage: Eukaryota; Metazoa; Arthropoda; Insecta; Diptera; Muscidae
Exons: 2
Coding region: 1-759 (252 amino acids)
Source: RefSeq, a predicted model, not a curated record
AUGAUUAAGCAUCAAAGACUUGAAACUCUUUGCAGAGUACAAAACAAACAUUGCAGAAAAAUGAAAUUCGUUCUGGUCGCCUUGGCUUUUGUGGCAUGCGCCUACGCUGAUGUCUCGGAAUUGGGUUACCGCUAUCCCCAGCCCACUCCAGCUCCAGUGGUUCCUCACUUAGUUGUAGAUCCUCCACCAGCACCAGUAACUCACCAGGUUGUUCAAGAAAUCAAGAAUACUUACCUUCCUCCAGCUCCAGUUACCCCUCAUGUUCAUGUUGUAGAACCACAGGUAUAUCCAGCACCUGUAACUCAACCCAAGAUAACUUACAUUCCCCCAGCCCAAGUAACUCGCCAUGUUCAUGUUGAACAACCCAAGACAACUUACAUUCCCCCAGCACCAGUAACUCGUCAUGUUCAUGUUGAACAACCCCAGAUCAAUCUUCCCCAAACACUAAUUCAGGUUCAACCAGCACCAGUAACUCCACUGAUUGUUCAACAACUCAAGAGGACCUACAUUCCUCCAGCUCCAGUUACCUCUCAUGUUCGUGUUGUAGAACCCCAGAUAUAUCCCCCAGCACCUAUUACUCGCCGUGUUCAUGUUGAACAACCCACGACAACUUACAUUCCCCCAGCACCUGUAACUCGCCAUGUUCAUGUUGAACAAACCCCGAUUAAGUAUGUUGUUGAGCCCAAAACCACCUACAUCCCACCUGCACCAGUCCGUGUUGUAGAACCCACAUACACUGAAGACGGUUACCAUUACUAG